Molecule: messenger RNA, 2482 nt
Organism: Musa acuminata subsp. malaccensis (wild Malaysian banana)
Lineage: Eukaryota; Viridiplantae; Streptophyta; Magnoliopsida; Zingiberales; Musaceae
Source: RefSeq, a predicted model, not a curated record
CGAAGAAGCACAAACCCCUCCGCUGGGUUUCGUCACCAUCAAUCGCCAGGAGGAAAUACAUAAAAAAUUAGUGCAGCUUUAGCAGCAUAUUCGCAAGUUCGUAUUCUGUGGAAAUGGAGCAAUCUUGCAACAUUCUGGUAAUUUGGAGAGGCAAGCAGUUCGAUGUAAAUGUCAACCCAGAUUCUAAUGUCAAGGAGUUUGGGCAGAAACUUCAGGAAUUGACUAAUGUCAGACCUGAUACUAUGAGACUUUUUGUUCCACAAAAGAAUAACAAAGGUUCAAAAAUGCUCAGCCCAUUUUCUGAUGUUCACUCGAUGUUAGGCUUGCGAGAAUCAGCAAUCCUUGAGGGAAAGACUAUCAAGAUGAUGGGUGUUUUUAGUGAUGAGGUCGAUGAGGUUUCUCAUAACAGUAAUAAACCUGACCUAAGGAUAGCUGGUUUUGCUGAAGAGGAACAGAGAUUGAGACAGAGAAUGAUAUAUAGGCCUCAAGCUUCUCUGAAACUUCCACAAGGAACCUACAUUUUCUGUGAAUUUCGCACACUUCAGAUUCCAGGAAUUGAGUUGAACCCUCCACCAUCUGAGGCUCUGAGAAGAAUGCACAUGCUUGCCUGUGAUCCUGGAAUUAUUGCUAUCAUGAAUAAGCAUCGGUGGCGGGUUGGUAUUAUGAGUGAAAUGGCACCUGAGGGGUAUGUAGGAAUAAGUCCAAAAUGCAUUCUUGGAUUUAAUAAGAAUCAUGGGGAAGAGAUAUGCCUUCGAUUGCGUACAGAUGAUCUUCAAGGAUUUAGAAAAUAUGAAAGCAUCAAAAGAACACUUUUACAUGAACUUGCCCACAUGGUGUACUCCGAACAUGAUUCUAAUUUCUUUGCUUUAAACAAGCAGUUAAAUGAAGAAGCCGCUAGCCUAGACUGGACAAAAUCAACAAGUCACACAUUGAACGGUCGCAAAUACCUUGAUCAUUAUGAAGAGGAGGAUUAUGUCGAACUGAGUAGCAAGAAUAGUGGUCAAAAGCUUGGGGGUGCAACAAAUUCAUUAGUUUCUGCACGUGCAUCAUCGAUUGCUGCUGCCUAUAACCGAAUGGCAAAUGCUUCUAUCUACGACCACAUGCCUGUUAAAUCCAAGGAACCUGAUCCUGAUGAUAGCCAGCUGAUGGAUGAUCAGGGAAAAUUUUCUGAACCUGACCCAGAUGAUAUGGUGACUUCAGAGAAUGAUGCCAUGCUUGUGGAUAUGGUUAUGGAUGCCAGGAGACCCUUUUCGAAAUCAUCAAUGCUUGAUAUGCUUGAUGAGCUUGACCCUGAUGAUUCCUUGGACCAUAAGAACAUGUCUGAGCCUGACCCCGAAAAUUCCUUGGAUAAUAAGAACAUUUCUGAACCUGACCCUGAUGAUUCCUUGGAUAAUAAGGACAUUUCUGAACCUGACCCUGAUGAUUCCUUUAAUAAAAAGAACGAGUCUGAACCUGACCCCUAUGAUUGCUUGGAUAGUAAGAACAUGUCUGAACCUGAUCCUGAUGAUUCCCAUGCUAGAGGAUUGAUAGUGUCUAGAAGUGAACCUGAUCCAGAUGAUACCUUAGGUGGUGAAGAUAUUAAAUUAGCCAAGGAGACUGAUUCAACAGGUACCAGGUCAAACAAGGUAGACACAAGCAAUCCAAGAGAUUCUGAACCUGAUCCUGAUGAUUCUUUGAAUAAUGUACUCUUGGAUGCACAAAUGGAAGAAAUGCAUCUGGGAAAACACUGUAGAGAGCCUGAUAUGGAUGGCUUUGUUAAAGAUAUGGUUUUGGGAGAUUAUGAGAGGUUGCAACAAAGUGCUGAAGGGCCACUGGCGACUGAAAAUUCGAUGGCAGUUGACCAUGUCAAUGAUUUGGACAAUCAAGAGCUACAAAGAAUUGAAGAACCUGCUGCUCUUUUUUGUUCCCGUCUCCAGAGAGCCAUUGAUAUCCUACGAUCAGAAGCAACACCUUUGCAGGCCACCUCAGUUCUUCAAACACUUUUCAGGAUUAUCAGGAACGUAAUAGAACAUCCAGAUGAGGUCAAGUUCAGAAGACUGAGAAAGGCCAAUCCCCAGUUCCAGAGGAAUGUGGCAAAUUAUAAAGCUGCGAUGGAGGUUCUCACUUUGGUCGGCUUCUGUGAGGAUGUCAUAUCUGAUGAGAUCGGCAGAGCCGAGACAUUCUUGGUGUUGAAAAGAAAUGAUCCUGGCUUGCUGUGGCUUGCAAAAUCUUCUCUCGAGCUGUCUAUAACUUAGUGCCAACUAUAACACAACUAUAUCAAAUGAUUUGUUUGUACUUAUCAUGUGUGCAAAUGAUUGGUAAAGGUGAUGUCCAACUACCAACUGCUACUAGGAGUAUACAAUGAUUCCAACCACAUACAAGGAAGACGUGUAAACAAAGGAUGAUGUGCUGGAUACUAUGUUGUUCUAUAGGGGACUAUUGGCUGAUUAAUAAAAUGUGAAUAAAAAAGCUCAGUAAUUAUAUUACAUAAUUGUUUAUCAAA